Achroia grisella is the source of this 7012-nucleotide messenger RNA. Its product is annotated as mucin-2-like. Gene Ontology annotation, molecular function: chitin binding; chitinase activity. The coding region runs from base 50 to 7003 and encodes 2317 amino acids. Gene Ontology annotation, biological process: carbohydrate metabolic process; chitin catabolic process. Gene Ontology annotation, cellular component: extracellular region. The record is from RefSeq and is a predicted model, not a curated record. Lineage: Eukaryota; Metazoa; Arthropoda; Insecta; Lepidoptera; Pyralidae. The transcript has 9 exons.
UCGAUCGCGUUCGGAAAUGACAGCUUGAUUUUUUUUUAUUUAAAAAAAAAUGUGGGGUUGGUUAUUAUGCCUGGUCACCGUUGCCGUGGUGUCGGAUGUUAGCGGCGCCGGCGCAGGCGCUGCCCGCCUCGUGUGUUACGUGGAGAAUGCACGCGCGACCGAAGGCUUUACGGAGUGCACGCAUCUCGUAUACGCGGGAGAUGCGAGAGGAGAUAAGCUUGAUGCUCUGCUGAAGGAGUACAUAAAAAACAAUCCGAGGCUCAAAAUUGUUUUGAGGAUCGCUGAGAUCGAUAAGGAUCUCCGUAAGCUUCUCAAGUCGAAACACGUCCAAGGUCUUGAGAUAUAUGAUGCGCAUCGUUCGCUCAACAAGACGAAAGUCCUACAGGCGGUGGAAGAAGCCAGUUCAACCCUCAGUUCCUCUGGUGGUGGACCGCUCUUCCUGGCAUUACCAGCUAACCCUGAGCUCUUGGCGAAGUAUUACGACCUGAGGGUUCUGGUGAAGAAAGUGGACUUGGUGAUGGUUCAGACACAUGCUUUAGGGGUGGUGAAGAAGAUGACUUAUCAUCCGAGUAGGCUGAGCGGAAUGUGGGAUAUGAUGAACACGGAUUCUGUGGUAGACUUAGUAGUAGGACUCGGAGUACCAGCGUCGAAGAUCGUCAUCAGUUUGCCAGCGACGGCUCACAAGUUCACAUUGCUGAACGAAACCCUCAGUACCCCAGGCAGCCCGACAGUAGAGGAGAAGCCCAAGGAAAUAGACCAAACUGAAGUUUGCAGGCUACUGCAGAAGGGAAGAUGGACUUUGGAGAGAGACCAGGACCUGUCAGCGCCUUACGCAUUCAAGAAUACAACAUGGAUGUCGUUCGAAGACUCUUCUUCAGUGGACGUAAAAGGCAAAUAUGCACGAGUGCGCGGCCUGGCCGGGCUCGCACUGCAUGACGCUGACCGUGACUUGGAGACUCCUUGUGGAGUCAGUCUGAAAGCUGCCCUCGCCAAGGUCCUCAAUCAACAGAGCAGAGCGCCCAGAGCUGCGGUACUCAGGUCCUUGGAGCACGAGAUCCUGUCGGCACCGGGUCGCGCCCUGGACGCCUUGCAAGUGUCCCCUUACAGGAUUAAUCAGGUCGUCGACUCUGAUGGCGUCAUACACUCUAUAAGAGAGGACACCAGGACUGAGUUCUCUUGCUCUCGACAAGGAUACUUCGUGCACCCGCGCUCUUGUGCGAGGUUCUAUCGCUGCGUUAAGUUUGACCAGCUCUCACCUGACUAUACGGUGUUUGAGUUCGACUGCCCGGCGGGGUUGGCGUUCGACGCUCGCUACGAAGUCUGCGUAUGGCCGGGCAGUCUCCCCAGCGCGACUGCAUGCCCAGGUUCCGCCGAAAUUGCACCCGUUCCACGGGACAGAUUCUUAUGUCCCGACAGAGAAGGUUACUACGCGGACCCUGAGAACUGCCGCUGGUUCUUUGCUUGCCUCGACCACGGGAAGGCACCGCUGACUGCGUACGAAUUCAGAUGUCCGUUCGGCCUCGGAUUCGAUGCUGAGAAACUCAAGUGUGACUGGCCGUGGCUCGUACCAGCUUGCGGGAACAUCGGCAGAUACGAAGCUGAGGCUUACGGGUUCUCUUCUGCCACACUCACUGGUGCGACCGGUUUCCAUGGCAAGACAGCUGAUGCAGUCAACAUUGCUGCUCAUCAGAGUCUCGUCUCCGGUGCUUCACUUGAUAACUUAGUUGGAAUCCAAAGUGGAUUCUUAACCAAAGAUGAUACAUUAGACUCCAACUUCAUAGCAUCUCAGGAAUUAGCUAGUGGCGCAUUUGGAUCAGGCCAAUCUUAUGAGAUUGGAAACGAUGCAAGUAUCUCUCAAGGUCAAGGAUUAGCAUAUCAGGUCGGUGAUGCUAACUUAGGUCUGGUUCAACCCACUAAAUACAUCAAUGCACCCAAAUAUACCAGUGGUUCUAUAAUAUUAGAUGAUUACAGGCUUCCUAGCACGAAAACAAGCCAUGGAAAAGCCUAUAAUAUUGCCCAAGCCAAUAUACAAAAUGGUGGCUAUACUAAAGGCCUCAAUAGUUAUUCUGGUUCUAUAAUAAGCUCUGGAAAUUACCAGAGUAGUAAUUAUAAUUAUGAUGACGAUAAUUCUGGCGCUUAUAUUCAUGACCCAUCAGGCGAUUACGCUGAACCUUAUAAACAUGUCGAUUCUCCUGUUGUGCCAUAUACCCACGAUGACGCUGGCUACAGACAUAAUGGAGAAUAUAAUGAUUAUGGUUCAAGUACAGGACAAGGUAAUAAUGGAGGCAAAUACGUUGACAAUAAUGAUGGACAAUAUGUGCAUGACAAUUCCGGAUCUUAUAUUCACACAGAGUCUACAGGAGGUAGUUAUUCCAGUUCUUACAAUGCUGAUUAUUCAGAUUCGUUUAACAGCAAUUCUGGAAAAUACGAGGGUGGUGUAUAUAGGGCUGAUGGACACAUUGGGGCUUACAAUAGUGACACUACAGGUCAAUAUCAUGGAACUUACAGUAACUCGAAUACAGGAAAUUAUUUGAGCAACUCUAAAGCAUAUACUGGCGCUUCUCAUACUCUAACCGCUGGCGCGGUGAAUGUUGGACUGGUUGGAAAAACUACACUAGUUGACGCUGGUUACACUGACCAGUUAAAUUACCAACAAGCCAAUGCUGCUUCAAAAUUGGUUACAGGACACGAAGUUAUUCAUGAAACAUAUCCUGGGCAUAUACCUUAUGUAUCUCAACCAGCAGUUUCCAUUAACCACGUUGGAACUAACAGUCAAAAUUUAAACGAAUACAGUUAUGUCACUACACCUACAUCCUCUGGAAUUCCUACAACAGCAACUCCAUUUGCUGUUACAGCUUCUAUACCGGUUACGACGUAUAGAACAACAUAUGUCCCAGAAGCACCUAAGAGUACUGUAAAGCAAUUAUUUGGAAUUUCACAGCCAGCUAUAACUUAUGUACAACCAACUGCCAUUGCUGUAAAACAGUAUGUUACUCCUAAAGUAGAAAUUACAGAUUAUAACCAAGGUUUGAAUUACCAGUACGAAAAUAAUGCCUUCAGUUCUAAUCAAUACGAUGGUUCUAGUUCCGUAAGUCAAUCGUCUAGCGGCAAGUCUGUAACAUCAGGAUACGAAUACUCUAAACCAAGUAUAAAAUUUGAAGACGGCAUAUCUUUUACAACACCAGCACCUAUUGUAUCUGUGUCCACGUAUAAACCACAAGGGUUUGGUCAUGGUCAACAAACUGUACACAAAAUCGAAUCAGUUGGGUUUGAAUAUUCAUCUCCGACGCCCAUUACUGAGCAACCAUUCAAGAAACUGGUAGCUUACUUAGCUACUGGUCCAUCGGUCACCUAUUCACAAGCAUCAGAUGCCAACUUACCACAUUCAUAUAGCCAUCAGACAAUCCAUAAAGUAGAAUCAAACGCAUAUGCACCAGCAGUUGAAUCGGGUUAUGACUUUUCGAAAUCUGAUAUUAGAUACGAAUCACCCAAACCUGUUAUUCAGUUAACAACUGUGCAGCCAGUUGUAUCUUCUUAUCAACAACCACAAGUAUAUAGUCAUCAGACAUUACAUAAAGUAGAUGCCAGUCAAGUGAAGACCUAUUCUGAAAAAGAAUCUGAACUAGGAUAUGAAUAUAAAAAACCAGCAAUUAAAUUUGAGGAUGCAGUAAAUACAUAUGGGUACUCUACACCAGUACCAAUAGUCGUGUCAACAAUUAACCCACAGUCAUUAGAGCAUCAAAUAAUUCAAAAAGUGGAAACACCACAAGUACAGUAUCUACCAGUUCCGUCAACCACACCCCAGCCAGCUGUAGUAUCCACGUACCAACCCCAGGUAUUCAGUCACCAAACAAUACAUAAAGUAGACGCUAGUCAAGUAAACGUUUAUUCUAAAAAUGAUGGUUAUGAAUACCAGAAGCCAGAAGUAAAAUUUGAAGAAGGAAUAAAGACUGCAUACGAAUACUCUACUCCUGCACCAAUUGUUUCAACGUAUAAACCUCAAUCAUAUAAUCAUCAGACAAUUCCUAAAAUUGAUACUCCAAAGGUAGAAAUUACAUAUCAACAGACACCUGUCACAGUAUACGAAAAUCCAUUAUUAAAAUAUACAGAAAAAGUAAUUCCAGAAACUAAUGUACAUCAUGCCUACAAUACUCAGGCUUAUAGUCAUCAGACAAUUCAUAAAAUAGAGGAUAGCAAGCUUUAUACUCCUUCAAUAAAAGUUACCUAUGAAUCGAAUGUAAACUACGAAGAACCAACUGUAAAAUAUACCACUGCUCAGCCAGAACUAGCUAUUCAACAAGUUGUAUCCACUUAUCAGCCUCAAGUACAGAGUCAUCAAACUUUACAUAAUGUUGAAGCCAGUAAAGUAAAUACUUACAGUGGAUCUACCGGUUAUAAUUAUGAAGCGCCUUCAGUUAAAUUUGAAGAUGGACCUAAUAUUAUACAUGAAUAUUCUACACCAGCACCUACAGUAAUCUCCACCUACAAGCCACAGUCCUACAGCCAUCAAACUAUUCAUAAAGUUGAAGCUCAGAAGUAUAUUCCAGUUUCGUCCACACCCAAAGUUGCAGUGACUUAUCAACAACCUUCAGUCUCCGUUUAUGAAAACCCAAUCUUAACAUACACCGAAAAAGUUACUCCAAUUACAUACGUAAAACCAACUGCUUCUGUUUAUACUCAGACAUAUCAGCCAAUAAUUCACCAACACGAGGUUAGUCACGUCAGUCAGCCAGUAAAAUAUGAAAGUUCCGCACAACAGUCUUAUACGAGCCAAAACAUUCAAUUAAACCAAGAAGGAUAUUCAUACAGUCAACCUGAAAUACAACGUAACGUUGAAACUUUAAAUAAAGGACAAUCAUAUUCAGGCGCGAAUUUGGUAUCACACCAAUUCAUCCAACAAUCGAAUGAUCAAUACGAAUCCGGAAAAGACAUAGUAAUUGUGUCAUCGACUCCAUCGACAUUAGCAUAUGAAGAGCACUAUUCAGAAUAUGAAACGCCACGGAAACAACAACUAUACAAAACCCCAGAGUACAUACCACCAAAAACUGAAUAUCAACAAUCCUACAGUGUGUCAUCUACUUUGUCUCCCCUUGCAGAGCAACAGUCCUCUAUCAUACAUGAAACUGACGACGAGAAAUAUUACAAGGCUGUAGAUAAUUCGCCACGCUAUGAAUCGAUACACAACUCACCACUUCAACAGAUUUCAUAUAGUACAUCUCACAUUUCACAACCGAAAAAAGAGUCUAUUCAUUUUUCGUCAGUCCCCGGUACUACAAUUACCACUCAAUAUAAACAAGUUGCUUAUGAAUCACCUGAAAUUCAAGUUGGUUAUAAAGCUGAAGAGUAUUUGCCUCCAGUUGUUUCAACACCAAUAGUAACUUCUACAUACAAACCCAGCACUUUGAGUAGUGCUUCUACAACACGGGAAUAUUUGCCACCAUCUGACAUUAAAUACAAUGAACGUGAAUAUUUACCACCGAAAGUUGAAAAUAUUUAUUUACCCCCAAAAACAGCCAAGCCCAUUGUAAUAUCAACUACCCAGCGACCAACCUACAAAUACACACAAUCAACAACAGAAUAUUCAGCCCCUGAAUAUUUACCACCUGCGGACGAAAAGGGAUCUGAUAUAGUGAAUUUUGAAAACUUUGGUUUUAAUCAGCAAAAUACAGAAGAAAUUAUUAAGAACAAUCCUUAUCAAGAACAAUAUUCUGUUUCGACUUUAACUCCUUUAAGAAAACCGAAUUUAGUGGUGGAAAGAGCAAAAUCUAACUUACUUGGCUUUGGUACUGUCGGACCUGAUGCUGGUUUAAUUUCCCCAGUAACUUACACUACAGCUGCACCUGUUGUUGUGUCUUCGACAAAUACUCCAUACACAUACAUUGAGUCAACAACUCAAUAUAAAGCACCGGAAUAUUUACCUCCUAGUGACACAAGACCCGAGAAAAUUCGGCCAGUUCCUGUGCAUAGACAACAAAAUAUAGUAGUCGAAACUGCAAAGUCCCAUUUAUUAGGUUUUGGCACUGUAGGACCUGAUGCUGGGCUCGUGUCUCCUGUAACACAUACUACAGCACAACCGAUUAUAUCUAGUACUGAUUCUUAUUCAUUGCGGCCAAAAAUAGUGACAUCGACACUUGCACCAUUUAAUCAAGAAAUAUCUGAAGUUCCAAUUAGAAAGACUAAGCCCAAGGUAGCUGUUGUAACCAAAAUAAACGAUUUUAAUCCAUUACUUGUACGAAAACUCGGUGCUGUUUGUAGUUGUCAAUCACCUGUGCUUAUACUGAAAGGAAAGAGGCCCAAUGUACAAGUGCAACCGGAUGUAAUCGAUUACAAUAAUGAUUACGAUGACUCUGAUCGUGGAGAUAUUAGUGAUAAUCAAUGGGGUCAACGAUCUGGAAACUUACAAUUAUCAAUUAAUUCCGCUACACCUUCUCCAAUUAUUUCAUCUACCAUUAACCCUAUAAUAGUACCAGAUGAUUCGUAUUACCAGGAUUACCAAGAACCGAAUAAUUACGUUGCCGCAGUAACUCCUAAAAUAAAUGAGUUAUAUUCCGAAAACUUCGAAUCUAGUACUCCUAUUGUUGUUUCAUCUACAGAAAAAACAGUGAGAAUAAGACCUAGAGUAAAGGCUGUGACUAUUGCGCCGACUUACAAAACUGUUUUGUUGAACCAAGAAGGGGCAUCUAAUGCUGAAGUUAAAGAGGCAGAAUCCGCAGAUAGUAUCAUUAAUUCACAAUCUUUCGAUCGCUAUGGGCCUGGUGGAUGGAGAAGUAGAGACGAGACAUUGCAAGGAACAGUCGACUGCCAAAGAGCAGGUUUGUUCAGGCAUCCAAAGCAAUGUAACAAAUUCUAUGCUUGCAGAUGGGAUUGUACUAAGCAAAGAUUUACGCUCCAUGUAUUUAACUGCCCAGUGCAGUUAACGUUCGAUCCUAAUAUGGGCGCAUGUAACUGGCCGAGUCAGGGACCAGCAUGCCAAGGAGAUACGCUAUUGACCAAUACUCUUUAAUUGAAUGGG